Molecule: messenger RNA, 2272 nt
Organism: Gymnodraco acuticeps
Lineage: Eukaryota; Metazoa; Chordata; Actinopteri; Perciformes; Bathydraconidae
Product: E3 ubiquitin-protein ligase TRIM39-like
Exons: 11
Coding region: 348-2036 (562 amino acids)
Molecular function (GO): zinc ion binding; protein binding
Source: RefSeq, a predicted model, not a curated record
AACAAGCCAGAAAUAACUUCAUGCUUUUCACAUUUCCGUAAAAAAUAAUUGACUAAUUAAAACAUGGUUCUACUGAUGCUCUGGUUAGCUUGCUAAAACAAACUCUUAGGAACAUGCAGCUAAUAUAGUGCUCAUUUGUAUUUAGGGAAAACAGUUAAGAGUUAAAGACAAUAAGAAGUUAAUCCUCUUUAGGGCUGAGAAGGAGAACCAGAAUUACACGUUUUGACAAAUGUGGGAGGAUCUUUGAACCAGUGUUUAUUUUAAGAGAUCUGUUUUGACUGCAUUCACACUGCUAGCAACACACUUAAGGAGCGUCUGUUCGUCCGUCGACACACACAGUCAGAAACAUGGCCUUUGCGUUGUCCGAGGUUCAGUUUCAGUGCAGCAUCUGUCUGGAUAUGUUCCGAAACCCCGUCUCCAUCCCAUGUGGACACAACUACUGCCUGGGGUGCAUCAAACGCUUCUGGGACACGAAGCAGAAGUUUGAGUGUCCUCUGUGCAAAGAAGACUUCAAAACCCGUCCAGAUCUCAGGGUCAACGUAGGCUUGAGAGACAUCACCGAUCAAUUUAAAAAGUCUAUAAAGGGCCAGCCUGAAUACAAGCCCGCCCCGCCGAAGAGGAUGGUGCAGAGACGACAACAAUCGGAAGAAGUUUCCUGUGACAUCUGCCAAGGAAACAACAUCAUAGCGGUUAAGUCUUGCCUCGUGUGCCAGGCGUCUUACUGUGAGAUUCACCUGACGCCGCAUCUGAGGGAUCCACCGCUGAUGAAGCACAGACUGACGGAUCCGGCCAUCUUCGCCACCAGUCACCUCUGCAGGAGUCACAACAUGAUCCUGGACAUGUUCUGCAAGAGGGAUCAGACGCCUAUUUGUGUGAAAUGUAGAGAGAGGGACCACAAGAACCAUGAGAUCGUCCCCAUCGAGAAGGAGAGCAAGAGGGUCAGGACUCAGAUGAAGAAGAUGGAGGCAGAGUUUAAUCAGAUGGUCCAGGCAAGAAGCAGAAAGCUGGAGGAGAUCAACGCUUCGGCAGAGUUGAGGAAAAUAAACAAAGAACGGCAGAUCCAAACAAGCAUUCAGGUGGUCACCGGGGUGAUAAGUGUCAUCGAGAGAGGCCAGUCUUUGCUCAUGGAGGAGAUCGAGCAGAAGCACGAAGCGGCUGAGAGGACGAAGAAGGAGUUUAUCAAAGAUCUCGGGCAGGAAAUUAAUGAAGUGCGGAAAAGAAGAAGUGAGCUGAAGCACCUGGAGAACACCGAGGACCCUCUUCAUCUGCUGCAGAGUUUCCCCUCUCUGCGUGCUCCGCUGGCCGCUAAGGACUGGUCUCAGGUCAGAGUUUACUCGGACAACAUAGGGACGCUGAGGAGAUCCUUCACCAAGCUGGUGGAUGUGUGUCAGGCGCUCGAAAAGAAUCUGUCUGCAGAAGAGAUGAGUAAGGCAAGUCAAUAUGCAGUGGAUGUGACUUUGGAUCCAGUGACUGCUUCUGCUUGGCUGUGUUUGUCCGCAGAUGGGAAACAGGUAACAUCAGCCAGCAGAAGAACCCCCCCCCCCCCUGACGAGCCUCGCAGAUUUGACUCCUGCGUCUCCGUUCUGGGGAAACAAAGCUUCACCUCGGGGAGACGUUACUGGGUGGUCCAGGUCGGGGAUAAAUCAGACUGGGAUCUUGGUGUGGCGAGGGAGUCCAUCAACAGGAAGGGGGUGAUCACGGUUCGCCCUGACACCGGUUACUGGGCGAUUUGUCUGCGAAAAGGCAGUGAUUUCAAGGCCUGUGCCGGACCCUCGGUCGCCCUGCACCUCCAGGAAACUCCCCAGAAGGUGGGCGUCUUCCUGGACUACGAGGAAGGGUCGGUGUCCUUCUACGACGCAGACGCAAAGACCCACAUUUACACUUUCAGCGAGUGUGACUUCACAGAGCCCCUGUACCCCUACUUUAACCCGUGUCUUCAAGAUGAAGGGAAGAACAUCGCCCCGUUGAUCAUCUGUCCUGUUGAAGCUGUUGAAGGAAGAGUCAGGGAAGACAUUACCAUUGAGACAGCUUUAUGAGGUGUUAUAGGAAAGGAUGAUACCAAGUGAUAUCAAGAAAUUAGGUUUAUAUAUAUUAUAUAUGAUUCUUUGCACUGUAAUAGUAUUUAACAGUAUCCUGCAACAGGCCAACAAUUAUUGAGUUGUUAUUUGUGUAUAUGCGUUUACAGCGUCAACGAUGGCAGCGUGGUUUCUCACAAUUUCUUACAUAAUUAAUUGUUUUCUUAACAUGGUUUAUCAUUUUGUAUCAUGUAAAU